AUGCCACUCUCCGAGGCGCAGCUGCUCGAGAUCCAGGCCGACGCGAUGGCGGACGACGUGCCCAUAGACCUCGUCACCAUGUCCGAGUGGAGCGAGGCCGAAGCGGUCGCCUACUUUGAGAGUGGCGGUGAGACGGUGCCGGGCGCGGCGGGCACCUACACCCGCGGCGACGCUCCCACCGGUUCGACGCCUUGGCUGCGCUGCCUCGGGAAGAAGCCGGCGGCGACGCACCGCGUGGUCGUGUUCAACUGGACGGGCAACCGCGGCGGGCAGGGCUCGGCGCACAACCUGAUGCGCCCAAACUGGUCGGCGGCGAUGGAGGCGUCCGAGGUGUACGAGGUGCUGCUUCCCGGCCGAGGGAUGCGCCAAAAGGAGGCGCUGCACACCUCGACCCGCGAGCUCGUCGCUGCGCUCGCCGCCGCGCUCGGCCCGGCGCUCCGCGGCGGCAAGCCCUUCGCCUUCGUCGGCCUCUCCCACGGCGCCCUCCUCGCCUUCGAGACCGCGCUCGCCAUCAGCGCCGCCGCGCCGGGCGAGGGACCCGCGCUGCUGUGCGCCGUCAGCGCCGAGGGCCCUUCCUGGCCCGGCCGCAAAGGCGGGCCGGCGAUGCUCGCCGACAAGGGCGGCACCGACUUCAUCCUCCGCGACGCCGGCCUGACGAAGAUGUACGUGCCGGUGAUCCAGGCCGACCUGGCGCUCGAGGAGACGUACGCCCCGUCCGGCGGCCGGCUGGGCGUGCCUGUCCUCGCGGUGGUUGGCGAGGCGGCGGGCCGAGACAAGCAGCGCACGUGCGUGCCGCGAGAGGCAGCCGCUCUCUGGCUUGAGGCGACGAGUGCCGCUGGAGGAUCGAGGGUGUGCUCUCUGCCGGAGGUGGACUGGUACGUCUUCCAGGAGCCCGCGGGCGCGGCGGCGGUGCAGCGCGAGGUCGCCGCCUUCAUGAGAAGCGUCUGA
Messenger RNA from Emiliania huxleyi CCMP1516, 948 nucleotides. RefSeq lists its product as hypothetical. Gene Ontology annotation, biological process: lipid biosynthetic process. The coding region runs from base 1 to 948 and encodes 315 amino acids. The transcript is spliced from 3 exons. Lineage: Eukaryota; Haptophyta; Isochrysidales; Noelaerhabdaceae. The record is from RefSeq and is a predicted model, not a curated record.